AGAAAAAGCUGGGCCUGGGCUCUGCCCCGUUUCUGUUCUCCACCUGGCUCUACCCUUUUCUCCCUCUCCCUGGCUCUGCCCAACUCUCUAUCUCCCUGGGCGCCAGCCUCCCCGCCCACCCCUGGAGGCGGGGCUUGGCUGCACCCACGUGUGGCAGAGUUAAAUGCUCCUAGCUGGCAGAGGAGCUGGGGAGUGUGGCACUGAGCCGGCUCAGGCAAAGAAGCGGCACCAUGGCUGGCAAGAAAGUCUGCAUUGUAGGCUCCGGCAACUGGGGCUCAGCGAUUGCCAAGAUCGUGGGUAGUAAUGCAGCCCAGCUGGCACGCUUUGACCCUCGAGUGACCAUGUGGGUGUUUGAGGAAGAUGUCGGGGGCAGAAAGCUGACAGAGAUCAUCAACGCACAGCAUGAGAAUGUCAAAUACCUGCCAGGGCACAAGCUGCCCCCAAAUGUGGUGGCUGUCCCAGAUGUGGUUCAGGCUGCAACGGAUGCUGACAUCCUGAUCUUUGUGGUGCCCCAUCAGUUCAUUGGCAAGAUCUGUGACCAGCUCAAGGGCCAUCUGAAGGCGAAUGCCAUUGGCAUAUCUCUUAUUAAGGGGGUAGACGAGGGCCCCAAUGGGCUGAAGCUCAUCUCUGAAGUUAUUGGGGAGCGCCUUGGCAUCCCCAUGAGUGUGCUGAUGGGGGCCAACAUUGCCAGCGAGGUGGCUGAUGAGAAGUUCUGUGAGACAACUAUUGGCUGCAAGGACCUAGCCCAGGGACAGCUUCUGAAAGAGCUGAUGCAGACACCCAAUUUCCGUAUCACGGUGGUGCAAGAGGUGGACACAGUAGAGAUCUGUGGGGCCUUAAAGAAUGUAGUGGCUGUGGGGGCUGGCUUCUGCGAUGGGCUGGGCUUUGGCGACAACACUAAGGCGGCGGUGAUCCGGCUGGGGCUCAUGGAGAUGAUCGCCUUUGCCAAGCUCUUCUGCAGUGGCCCUGUGUCCUCUGCCACCUUCUUGGAGAGCUGUGGUGUUGCUGACCUCAUCACUACUUGCUAUGGAGGGCGGAACCGCAAGGUGGCCGAAGCCUUUGUCCGCACAGGAAAGUCCAUUGAGCAGCUGGAGAAAGAGAUGCUGAAUGGGCAGAAGCUUCAGGGGCCCCAGACAGCCCGGGAGCUACACAGCAUUCUACAGCACAAAGGCCUGGUGGACAAGUUUCCCCUGUUCAUGGCUGUGUACAAGGUGUGCUACGAGGGACAGCCAGUGGGUGAAUUCAUCCACUGCCUGCAGAAUCAUCCAGAACAUAUCUGAGCGAGGCCAGGGCCCAGGCGAGGCAGCUUCUUACCCCAGUGGAGACAGAUGGAAGUAUGGGCACCUCAUCACCAGGAUCUCCAGGACUCCCCAUAGAGCAGAGUCUUCUCAACUUUUCACUGGAGGAUAGGAGGCUGUGGGGCCCAGCUACAUGCCUGGAGAUCCUGAACUGCCAAGCAGCCUGCAGCCUCUUGCCACCAUGUUGCCAGAGAUGGAGUUGCCCUGUCCCUCUCCAGAUGUGGGGCUUUCUCUCUGUCCUCUGGGAGCGGUAGAAUCAAGCCCCAGUGCUGCCUACUUUGUGUUUGUGUACAUGGAAGAGGGUGGAGGGAGAAGAUGGCAGGGCAAGGGCCGCAGUUGCUGCCUCAGACAGACUAGGAAUCCUGUCCCCAAGCCCAGUUAAGUGGCUAAGGAAGUCCCUUAGCCCCAGGAGGGAUGAGGCAAGGGCUGCCAGUGAGGGGCCUGGGCUUUUGAGAUGACAUAGGCCCCAGGGACCCUUGGCUGACCUCUGCUGGGCCCCACACAGCAUCAAUGGAUCUCAGUGUUUGUUAACAAAAUACAAAGAUCUCAAACAACUCCCUUCUAGCUUCUCCUAGCAACAUCUGCGUCCUCAGAAACCUGUUCAUCCCAUUUUCUCCUCCCCCAGGCUGCCCUGGCACCAGAGUUGAUGCCACGCUGACAUCUCUGGUCCUGGGGCUUGCCAUUUUCCCCAUGGCCUUCCUGGUUUCUAGUUCCUUGCCAGCUCCUUCCCACCCUGCUUGACCUUUCUAAGCCUUCCCUCACCCUCCCUGCCUGCACCCUCUUUGGGGAGAAGGAGCUUAAUCUGCUGACUGAGCUACACCUUUUCAUAGCAGGCUCAGAUCACUGGGCCCUCUGUGACCUUUGCAUUUGCCCUGACUCCCUUCUCAGGAGCUCAAAAUGAGGGAGGUGUCAGCUGGGCCCCUCUUGCUGCUGUCUCCCCAGAGGACACCCCUGACCUUACCCCUUUUCCUCUUCCCAAACCCUGUACCUCUUUCUCAGCUGCCUCAAAGUAGCCAGGGCAGGUAACUAGCACCUGGCAUCUGGAGACCAGAAGGCCUGAAAAUGGUCCAAAGGCUGAGUGGGGGUAGGGAAGGGUGGGCAAGUUCCUAUGUUAGUGGGUCCUGAUAUGUCAAGGCCAGCUCUCCUGUGUUGAAUGAGGACCUUCUCACGAGGUGUUGACCACAUCAGCACCUCAGGAGCUGGGACACUCGAGGAGGAGGAAAAUAAAACCCACCCUACUCCCUUGCUUAAGGGAAGAAGGGAUUGGGAGGAGUGUGGUUUGCACUGGACUGGCUCCAGGAUGGGGUGGCAGCAGGGGAAUGUCACAGGUCAGCAGCCUAGGCUCCUGGCUAUAAAUAGUCCUGGAAGGCCUGAGAGGCUCCUGCCAGUCCAGCAGGGGUCUCAGCUUCCUGUGCGGGAGCACCUGACUCUGGCCCUCGUUAGGUUAACCCUCCCGUACUCUCCAAUAAACCAGGAAGGCAGGCUCCUCUCCGCUCCUAGCACUUGAGAAUUCACUCUUACCAGUGAAGGGCACAACUGUCCAGACAGGCAACGAGAGUCCCUCCAGGCUUGGCUGGGCCCAGGUCGAGCACUGACUGAACGAACCCACAGCUGCCUCUCCAGGAGGUUAAGGUGGGGGCAGAGAGGCAGCUUCAAACAUCUUUGGCUACUUUUGUUCACUCCGCAGUUAACUGUGAAUCCGAGGCCUUCUUAUCAGGCCUACUUGUCUACCCAAUAAAGCACGAUUUUUCCAGAA
Messenger RNA from Galeopterus variegatus (Sunda flying lemur), 3054 nucleotides. It is a transcript of the gene GPD1, whose product is annotated as glycerol-3-phosphate dehydrogenase 1 (soluble). Gene Ontology annotation, biological process: carbohydrate metabolic process; glycerol-3-phosphate catabolic process. NCBI's taxonomy places the organism in Eukaryota, Metazoa, Chordata, Mammalia, Dermoptera, Cynocephalidae. The transcript has 8 exons. Gene Ontology annotation, cellular component: cytosol; glycerol-3-phosphate dehydrogenase (FAD) complex. Gene Ontology annotation, molecular function: protein homodimerization activity; glycerol-3-phosphate dehydrogenase [NAD(P)+] activity; NAD binding. Bases 231 to 1280 code for a protein of 349 amino acids. The record is from RefSeq and is a predicted model, not a curated record.